UUUUCUCAUCUCACAUCUACACCGAACUUCCCCAUCAUAUCUAAUAUUCAAUCUAACUAUUCCUAUCCAUCUGAACAGAACAUAGAAGAGAGAGAAAGAAACUUGAAGACAAAGGAAAAGAAAAAAAGGAUCAGUGUUUCUUCUCUUGUUUAUUCUUCUGGGAGCUUGAGAUAAGGAAAAAGUUGAAAUUUUUUAUUAAGGGGAUCAAGCAAAGAGUGGAUUGAAGAUGGGUUGUUUAUGCGAUUUUUGCGGAGAGCGGAGAUCCUUGGUGUACUGCCGCUCUGAUGCUGCAUCCUUAUGUCUGUCAUGUGAUCGAAAGGUUCAUUCUGCUAACGCACUUUCUAAGCGUCAUUCAAGAACACUUGUAUGUGAGAGGUGUAAUUUACAACCUGCACAUGUGAGGUGUGACGAAGAGAAAGUUUCACUUUGUCAGAAUUGUGAUUGGUUGGCUCAUGGUACCGAUCCAUCUUCUUCAACACACAAGAGGCAAUCAAUGAAUUGCUACUGUGGUUGUCCUUCAGCUGCCGAGCUUUCUUCAAUAUGGUCCUUUUUCUCAGACAUCCCUUCUAUGGGCGAAGCAUGUGAGCAGCAACUCCGUUUGAUGAGCAUUAGUGAGAAGAACGGCGAAAGUGCUUCGGCUCCUCUAGAAAGCCAGUGUGUGUCUGUUAUAGCUCAAGUGGCCGAUCUUCCCAGCAGGGGUAAAUCUAAAGUCGGCACAUCUCCAAUACCUGAGUCCAGCGCAGAACCUCAUAUUCAGGACAAGGCGCCUGAGCCUUCGAAUGAAUGUAUGCCCAAGUUACUAUGUCCAAGUAAAAAAUCUCCUGCACUAUGUGAAGAUGAUAAUUUGUAUGAUGAUUUCAACAUAGACGAGAUGGAUCUUGAACUUGAGAACUAUAAAGAACUGUUUGGUGUUGAUCUCAGUCACACUGAUGAAUUUUUGGAAAAGGGCGGUAUUGAUAGCUUAUUUGAGACUAUAGACAUGUAUGCCAGUGCCGGUGAUUUAAAUUGUCAGGGUGCUGUUGCUGCUGAGGGGUCAUCAGCUGGGUUUGUUGGUGCUAUCCAACCGGCAUGCAGCAACACAGCAUCUGCAGAUUCAAUAUUAAGUAGUAAAACUGAACCGAUUCUUAAUUUUACGGCAAGGCAAUCCCAAUCAAACAUUUCAUUUUCCGGUGGUACCAAAGAUGCUAGUGCUGGUAACUCUCAAGACUGUGGCGGUUCUGCAAUGCAUGUCUCGGGGGAGCCUCCCUGGCGUGUUCCUUUCGCUGAGAGUUCUACUCAAUCUGCUAAUCGCAGCAAUGCUGUCAUGCGUUAUAAGGAAAAGAAAAAGAAUCGAAAGUUUGAUAAGAAAGUAAGAUAUGCUUCUCGGAAGGCUAGGGCUGAUGUCAGAAAACGUGUGAAGGGCCGGUUCGUCAAAGCUGGUGAAUCAUAUGACUAUGACCCUUUGAACGAAACCAGAAGCUUCUGAGUGUACACUUUUUUUAACCCCGUUUCGCGAAAGGAAAGAAACACUCUCAGCAAAAGAUAUCAUUUAUUUAAAAAUGGAUGAAAUUUGAUUCAUUCUUUCUCCAUGCAAUGACAAACUGUCUGACUUUAUCACAGGAGCCUAUAUUUUCUUCAAGAGAAAGAAGACUGUUACCGAAUGAAUUGAAGGUAUAAGCUUGGGAGAUCGUGUGUCGUUCAUCGCAAAGGAUAUCUAAGUUGUGAUGUCGGCUAACAUGUCACAAGGUGUCUUGAAUUUCAACUCCCUAUUCAAUGAAAAACAUACUUCUUGAUUCUAAUCUAAAGCACAGUUCAUUGUUAGUCCUUUUGACUGCGAUCAUUUGACAUUUAUGUUAAUUUUGAACUAAUGUAUGUAGAAUUGUUGUAGAAUGUAAUGUUUGGUCCUGUUACACUGCAUAUAAUAUAAAUACAUGUACAUGGAGUUGUAAUUGUUCAAUAGUUAGUUAGAUAUGACAAUUGUAAAUUUGAAGGUUAUGUAUUGAAUAGGAUGUCAUUUAUCAUAAUGAUAGGUUGAACAUGUAUCAUGUAUUCAUAGGAGUUUUGUUUGUAUUGUUUACUUCAGUUGUAAUCCCUUUCUUGAUAGAAACUUGUGUGACUAUAUAUAAGAGAUUUAUGAUCUA
This is a messenger RNA of Cicer arietinum (chickpea), 2120 nucleotides long. RefSeq names its product zinc finger protein CONSTANS-LIKE 9-like. The record is from RefSeq and is a predicted model, not a curated record. Gene Ontology annotation, molecular function: zinc ion binding; protein binding. Lineage: Eukaryota; Viridiplantae; Streptophyta; Magnoliopsida; Fabales; Fabaceae.